GUGUAACGCACAGGCACGGAAUUUCGAUUUCCCCGCGUGUCGUCGAUUUGCCGACGUGGCCGAUCUCCCGCGUCUAACGCGCCGCGUCGAAUCCUUCGGACGCGGGUGAUCCCGCGAAAUAAGGGAAAUGAUCCCCCUCGGGAUGUAUAUGAUGUAUGAAGACAGCAAAGAUGUCAAUGGUGUAUAUAAUCGUUUCCAAUGCGCGGAUUUCAAUAUUGCGCAGUGAUCGACGCGCGCGAGAGUCCGACGACGAUCGCGUCCGUGAAAAAAAAAAAAAAAAAAAGAUACGGCGAACUUCUUUGUCGCGCCGAUUGUCGCGAUGUAAUAAAUCACGCGAAUGUCAUUCGACGAAAAUUGAUACGUGUCUUGUCAACGCCGCGGUGAGUGUCGUUAUUAUAUUAUUGCGUCGCAUCGUGUCAAGCUGCAGUUACGAGGAAGUUCUCUCUCGCGCGGUUCUUCGCGUUAAAAUUCCGCGUACGGUCGUAAUUAAAAUUGAAAAGAAAAAAAAAACACAACGUAAUAAAACAAAAAGAAUUAUAUGCGCGAGAUAAUUAAUGCAGCACUUAUGGUUAUUACGCCAUUAAGAGAACUUCUUAACGAGCGCGACGAAAUAAUAUAAAACGGUCGCUUACGGGAUUGGUCGUAAGAACGUAACGUUACAUACGCGCGCACAUAUAUAAUAUCUAAUAACGGUUCGCUCGUGCGCGAAUUCUUUCUUCGCAUCAAGGCGGCAGAUAAAUGACGGGCGAUGCGAAGAGGGAUGCGCGAACGUUUGUCAAAGCGAGAACGUUUAUUAAAAGGUGGCCGUGAGGCGCUUCCUCGGGUGUAUCGUGCGCCAUCGGGCGUAGGUGGACAAGUCCUCGGCGAGAAAUGGGAAAAGCGAGUGGCAAAGAGAGAAACGCCGUGAUAGAGAAAAAUCUCAAUUCUACCGUUAUAUCGCGCGCGUAGGCGCGCAUUUGUUUUUAUUAGCAAAAAGAAAAUAUUAUAGAGAUUUCAUCGAAUGGGAAGGUUGUCGCAAAAACCCGACCGAAGUGCGCGUUAACGCGCUGAAAAUUGAACACCGCGGCACAUCGGGACAUUCGUGGUUUCGCAGUGCAGUACGAGAAAUACGGUACUUACGUAUACGCUGCGAAACGAUAAUAGACUGCGAUUUGCAUGUGAGAGAGGAAGCGAGCAACUUCCGGAACAACACUCCUCGCGAGGAGUAAAGAGCGCGCGCAUCGCGAAACGCUGAUUACAGAUCGGUUGUUUUCCGCCUUCAGCAACUUGCCGAUAUCGGUUUUGAAUAUUGUAUAUCGAUGUGACUCGGUUCAAUCGGCGCGUUGGAACGCUCGGCAGAAGAACCUCGGCGGCGUUUUGCGCGGUUUCGCGAAAUUUUACACGGCGGCUAUCUCUCGCGCCGAUCCGCAACGGUGAUUUUAUCGAACGGAAGAAAACCAAUGUACAUGCAGAUCGCGAGCGUUUCCGGUAAGGAAAUUCGCGAAGGUACCGAUUUCGUCGCCGAUUCGCAUCACGCACGAUCGACUUCGGUCCGAGAGAAACGCAUUUUGCAAUGGCGAACGCGGAACGCGAGAAACAACGGAACUCCGUCGCCGACGAUGUCCGCCGAUGAUCCCGCGUGACAACGUUCCGUAACCGUCCGGCCUCCGACGUGAAUAAUCUGUGACGUUACGUAAAACACACGGCCGCGAGCGCGCGAUGACGCGCCGCGACGAAAAGUUAAAACCGCGUUGAAACGUAAAACGCGGAUCGCGCCGCCAAUAAAUGGAGCUCGUCGAAUUUGCGCGUCGCGCGUUUUAUCGGAACGAUUCUCUCGUAAUAAGGCGAGCGACUUGUCGCUGACUUUGAUAUCUUACUCGUAAUCCUCUCGUUGUCCGCAACAUUACGGCGCAUUAUAACAAGAAAAACAUAAUAAAAUAAAUAAAUAUAUAUAUAUAUAGUGUCUACUAAAUAUAAUGAACGAAGAUAUUAAAAUGUCGACCGCGACAUUUUUCUCGUUGUAAUAGACGGGUUGUAAUUUUCUACGCUGGAUAUAAAUACGUCAAAAAAAAAAAACAAAACAAAAAAACAGAAAACAAAAAUCCACGUCACCUAGUUUGUUACGCUCGCGCUUUUUCGUGAAAUUUCCGCGGCUUGAUAUUAGCUCGGCCGCAGUUUCGCGGCGUAUCGUCGAGAAAAACGUUUAAUCGCUAAUUUCUCGGUUUACUCUCGGCGUCCGCUUGAUGUAGGGAUCUCGAACGACUCGCGAGAGGCGCACACAAACGGCCUGAGGUAUGUCGACCGGCCGGCGAUUAAAAGACGCAUGAUUUAUACGAGCUCCGUAGGAAUGCCGUAACUUAACGAGCGCGCAGUUAACGGCGCGCGCGUUAUAAGACGUCCGUGCGGAGCUCUUGACGAUCGGCAGGAAUCACAUGUGGGACGAUACAUAGCGAAGGGAGGCGCACCUUGUCUCGCGCUUUAUUGGCCGCGUCGACGUUUCUCGUCGAGAUUUCGUUUGGAUUUCGCUCGAAACGAGAAGCGUCUUACGCGACACCUUUCGUUUGCCGAAAAAAAAAAAAAGAAAGAACUCUCUUCAUCGGGUGACAACGACGACGUUUCAAUUGAUUUCUCGGCGACGACGUCUGUAAGCGAGAGGAUGCGACGACGUAUAUGGGAUUCGAGACGCAUCGUCGACAAACCGUGACUCGUCCUGCGAGACCGACAAUGGAACUUCUCGGGCCGUUAAAAGCGUUUCUGGCUUUUGCCUUAAUACACGUCAGUCCGAGUGUCAGCGACAGCAUUGGCGAUGGCAUUGGCGAUUUGUCAACGGAUCGAGCGCUGAACGUAUCCGAGAGAUUCACGUCAACGACCACGCUGACGGUGAACAUCCGGGACGACGACGAUCAGGACCCGUCUUUUAUCUAUCAAGGCUGCAUGCUCUUGGACGGCGCCUGCAUUAAUCCGGAAUACUCCGCCUCGGUAUCGAGCGGAGUGCUAUCCGGUAUACUCAAUAUCUCGCCUGAGAAAAUACAGGCGGUCGACAUGGACAGCAUAAACGCGCCGAUUCACUAUUCCUUUCUCAGCGGAAAUCCGCCGAAUUACCGGGAUUUCUUUGAGAUCAAUCCGACCACCGGGGCGGUGAGGCAGAUCAGAGCCGUCGAUACGACGGUCACAAAGAAGUUCGAUAUUAUUAUUAAGGCGGUCGAGGCGUCGGAAGCGAUGCGAUCGACCACCGCCAAGUUAACGAUCACGGUCAAGCCGGUCGACAGCAAUUCGCCUGUUAUCACGGCGUCAAAUAUCAAAGGAUUCGUCGACGAGAACGCACCGGUUGGCACAAAGGUCAUCGACGAAAGUGGAAAUCCCAUUGUGCUCACCGUGUCGGAUGCUGAUCUGGGACCUGACGAUCCGAAACCGACGUACACGUUCGAGCUGACUACGAACUACUUCGCGAUCGAUCCGUCCGGGGUCUUGGUCGUGAACGAGGAAAAUCUAGACCGUGAUCCUCCGAGUCCCGGCCGUUUCCGCUUUCAGGUGGUCGCUCGAGAGAAAACGGGUGUGGCCGCGUCGUCGCCUCUGUCGUUCGUCGUGACGUUGAACGACGUUAACGAUAACGCGCCCCAGCUGCCUAUGAUGGCGCCGGUCACCGUUCAAGCGGGAGAAACGAAGAGACAGAUAGCAAAGGUCGAGGCGGCGGACAACGACGAAGGCGAGAACGCCGAGAUAACGUACAGCAUCUAUCACGUAUCGAACAACGGUCUGCACAAGUUCAAGAUCGAUCCGAAGACGGGGGUGAUCGAGUCGGUGAGGAAGUUGAACGCCGGCGAGCAAUACAGCAUUACCGUACAGGCGACUGACAAGGGUGGCAAGUACUCGCAAACGAUCGUCGAGGUGAAUGUCAUUCCGGGGCCGAAUACCAGAAGUCCCGUGUUCCAGCAGCCGGUGUACGAGGUGCAAGUCAGCGAGGGAGCCUCCAUCAAUUCCACAGUCACCACCAUCACCGCCAUCGACCCAGAAAAUGAUCCGGUGUCGUACUCGAUAGUAUCGGGGAAUGACUUGCGCCAGUUCGCGAUCGGCGACAAAUCAGGCGUUAUUACCGUUAUAAGGAAGUUGGAUAGGGAGGACCUGACCCGAUAUCAAUUGCUAAUAAAAGCCGAGGACACGGGCGGCCUGUACAGCACCGCCACGGUCAAUAUUAUGGUUACUGACAUUAACGACAAGAAUCCCGAGUUCGUGGGUCUUCCCUACGAAUUUUCCGUUAAGGAGGGCGAGGCGAGAAAAUUGAUCGGCCGCGUUCACGCCGAGGACGCCGACGAGGGUGUCAACGCCGAGAUCACGUAUUUCGCACCCGACGACAUUCCCUUCACCGUAGAUCCCGAAACCGGUGACGUUCUAACGAAGAUAGUGCUGGACUACGAGCAGAACAAUGAAUAUAAAUUCGUGGUGACCGCGAGAGACGGAGCUCCGGACUAUCGUUUGGCAACCGCAACAGUCACGGUAAAAGUAAUAGAUGUCGAGGACGAGGUCCCGGUCUUUCAUCAAAGCAGCUACGAGGCGAACGUCAGAGAGAACGUGCCCGACACCAAUGUGAUUCAAGUCACGGCCGAUGAUCCGGACACAAAGAAGCAAAUUACAUACACGAUCAGACAAGGGGAUACUGAACUCUUUAGCAUAGACCCGAAGACCGGAGUCAUAAAAACUGUUCGCGGUCUCGAUUACGAAAGCCAAAACCAGCACGUGCUCGUAGUCGGCACCGAGGAAAACACGAGCGAUCUGCCUGGUUCCACGACUCGUGUGGUUAUCAACGUUCAGGAUGUGAACGACAUUCCACCGGUAUUUACGUCGGUCCUGCGUCCCAUUACGCUCGAUGACGAUGUCCCCAUUGGAACUAUCGUGAUCAAUCUCACGGCUACGGAUUCCGACGGCACCGCACCGGGAAAUCAGGUUCGGUACGAGAUCAUCGGUCGCGGUAUCGCAAGUAAAUACUUCGUGAUCGAUCCCGACACCGGCGUGCUGCGAAUACGUGACGAUCUGCGCAAGGAAACCGAUUCCGAGUAUCAGGUCGACGUGCGCGCGUACGACAUGGGCGAGCCGCAACUGUCGUCCGUUACAACCGUACCGGUUUACGUGCGCCACGUAGCGACGGUGCCGCCCGAGAUCGGUCUGGGCUUCGCCGAGAGCUCGUACAACGUCGAGGUGCCCGAGAACGCGGGCGAUAACACGUUAAUAAAGAUAAUCACCAUCAUCAAUAGUCACGCGCAUGACACCACGCCGCUCAGGUGCGAGAUUUACAGCGGCAACGAGGACGGUCUGUUCGAGGCGAACGUCACGGAGGAGCGAAACUGCGCUCUGAGACUGAAGAAGGGCAAGCUGGAUUACGAGACGACGGAAUCCUAUCAGAUUAAGAUCAGACUCGAGUCGCUCUCGGGUCUCUUGAAUUCAGGCAGAAACACGACGAUGGUAAAAAUCCAGGUGGUGGACGUGAACGACAACAAACCGGAAUUACCGGAGACGAAUGACCGGAAGCUGAGAAGAGGUCGUUACUUCGCGGCGAUUCCGCGUACCGCGCAGUUCGGGUCCACCGUUAUACAAGUGAAGGCGAACGACAAGGACAACGGCAAAUACGGCAAGCUGGAGUACAAGAUCCUGGAAGGACGGGGUUCCAAUUACUUCGCGAUCGACAGUUCCACCGGUAUAAUCAGAACCGCGGCGACGUUCGAUCACGUGGAUUCGUCCGAGUUACCGUUCAAGUUCAACGUUCGCGUGCGCGACAAUCCGAAUUCGACCGACAACUACAACUCGAUCGUCGCGCCGGUGAUCGUCAAUCUGAUCGAUGAGGAGAACCUCAUGAUUCUGGUGGUGCAGGACGCGACGCCGGAGGCGCUGCAGAAGGAAGCCGACAAGAUAGCGGACGUAAUUGAGAAAAAGACGAACCUGCUGAUCGGUAUAGACAGAAUCGCUGUGAGGAAGGUCCUUACGAAGAACGGCACCGUCGAGACGUUCCCGCAAGACUCCGACGUUUGGUUCUACGCGAUCGAUCCGGACACCGAGACCAUAUUGAGCAGAAACAGUUCCAGAGUGCUCAGGUCAAUUAUGGACAAGCCCGCCAUGUCGAACAUCACGUUCGACGUGUCCACGUUGGUGCGAGCGAACGCCAUCGAUAUUCACGCACCUGUGAUGCCGCCCGAACCUGUGCGAACCCAAAAAGCGAUUGCGUUCAACGCCGAGGUGUUCCCGUACGCACUGAUCGUCAUCGCCUGCGUGAUCCUAAUUCUCGGCAUCGCUGGAAUCAUCUACAUAUGCGUCUCUUGGUCCAAGUACAAAGCGUACAAGGACCGUAUGCAGCGCAUGUACGUGGUGCCGCGAUACGAUCCCGUCUACGUGGAGCCGAAUCUGAAGGAAUACGAGACGCAAGUGCUCCAGAUGAGCGUGCCGGUUGACGACAACGACAGCUGCAACGAUCUACAACUCGACUUCAGCAACAAGAAUCACGCGUUCAGUCUGGACAAUGUCAGUUACAUCACCAAAGACCACGGAGACAGUACCGGCCAACAAAGUCCCGUUAGCUCCGAAGCGGCGACCACGGCACGCGCUUCCAGUAUCGUCGGUAAUCACGGCGACACCAAUAUCCAUUCCCUGCGACGGUCCACGCUCGGUCGAAAGAAUCACAGCAAUACAAACACCCUGAGCAAUCGAGAUGCGACGCCGGUGCUCAAUCCGCUUUACAACCACAGCGGCGAUCUGUUGAAUCCGAGCCCGUCCAACGAAAAUGUCACCUUCAGAGAGAGGAAGGAUUAUUCGCAUCUCGGGUUCACGUAUCUCGGCGAGCAGAGCCCCGUGGAAACCACAACGGAAUUGUAAGUUACACGUUUCGGCGACGUGCACUUAGCCAUGUCAAAGACUGUCACCGAAGUUUAGAUACUCGAAAGAAAGAGAGAGAGAAAGAGAAAUGUUGAGUGCAGUAUCCUGUAAAAUAAAUUUUAUAGCGUUUUUGUUUUUCGAUACCGUAUGAGCGCACGCGAGAGUAAGAUGCUGCAGCUGUGAUCGAAAAAACGUAAUUUUUUUAAGAUCGAACUUUUUUUUAUCGACUGUGUGUGAGGAAUAUUCGAGAGCGAUCAUGUAUACACGCACGUUGGAAAUCGUGUUUCGACGCGAAAUCACCUCGUGGCGAUAUGUUUGUGAAUUCGUUCGUAAAAUCGACGUUUUUUCUUCCCGGUUUUAUUUCACAUAGCUCUCGAGGGAUGCGGUGAAUAAGAACGACGCUAUUUAAUCCCGAUAUACAUAUGUAUUACGAGCACGCGUAAUUUCGAUAAACUGGAAAAAUACAGCAACGGAAGGAUUCUUGAAUAAUCAAUAUCCGCGCUUCUUCUCGAGCGCACGAACGAGAACCUAAACCGUCGUAUUAAGAAAGAGAGAGAGAGGGAGAGAGAGAGAGAAGGAGAAAGCGCGCUUAUAAAUGGUUGAAUAACUUCGUACCUCCACGCGCGAGUCCUUUCAUACGUCAUAUUCUCCGAAUGUGUGGCGACGAUGCGAGAAUUCCGCGGACGUGCGGAAUUCUCGACGGAAUACAUUCUCGAACGAGUUAUCUCGUAUGAGAUAUCCAUAAAAGAGAGCACGAGAGCACGAGAUGUGUGUGGUUGUGCGUUCGGGUAAACGCAGCGAAACGAGGUCAUGAAAAUAUCGCGCAAAGACGGAUUUUCAUCGCGCGAGCGCAGAAAUUUCUUUUCCGAUUGAUUUAUAUUCAAUUCCGACUUACACGUACUUUCUGCCGACUAAUGUGUUCUUUUCACGCAUCUUGCUAAUAAAAAUCACGAAACGAACGCUAACAAUUUUGCAAAACCAUCAUCGAGAUCGCAACAUCGAAUCAUAUUUUAUAAAUUAUCGUUUACGUCUAUAUAUAUGUUUAUCAUACGUAUGUAAAUUCGAGAAAGAAUUCAAUUCAGAAUUUCGAACGAGAGUUUAUCUAGCGUGUGAGGAUCCUCUGCAGAAACUCUUUUGAGAGUUUUUUUUCGUGCGUCGAUUUUGUUUUUAAUUAACGAGGAAGUGUCACUACUACGAGAGAGAGUCGAAAUGCCUAAUCGUAGAUUUUAAGAUUUACCUAAACGCGUGAUUGUACGUUUUUACAUAUAUAUGAACGAUUGUAUGUGCGUGUCUGAGCGAGGUUUCCUCCCGACCCUGUAAAUGAUCGAUCCCCAUCAUGCUGUGUAUCAUAUAAUCCCUGUUUAUUUAUACGAUCGCGUUUGCUCACGUCAAUUUGUGUGUGUUGUACCAUAAUCACAAUUAAUAACAGAGCGCGUAUCGUUGCGCGCGUACACACAAUCGCACGAGGACAAAAAAGUUAACACUAUUGUUGUCCAUUGCGCUUCUAUUUUACGCGACCGCUCGCGCCUCUUUCUGUCGGUUCGCACGAUCGGCGCGUUAAUUAGCGCGCGCCGUGCGAACGCGCAUCGCGAACGCGCGUAAGUGGAAGCGUCGUAAGUGGAAGUUACGUACUUAAUCAGACACACACACACACACACACACAUACACACACACACAAACACGGGGAACCGUCUGUUUCCUCGCUUCGACAACGCUAUUUCGAUUUUACGUAGUUUUCAGGCAACGAUGAGAUCCGUGAGAAAGAAAAAAAUAAAAAAAAUUAUCGAGCGUUGAGGAGGAGUUACGCGUGAUACGACUUGAUUGAAUGUAUAUCUCUAGUCGUACAUCGGGCGUCCCACUGCCGUUGCAAAUUACAUGAUGCGUUUUAUAGUAUAAACAAACAAACAAACAAACAAACAAACUGCGUGUUUUAAAUGUAAGUGUUCUUUGAUUAUAGCCGUUGAAAAUUUCUACUUAUAGUUGUAUAAUAUUUAAGCGAGAA
Molecule: messenger RNA, 8839 nt
Organism: Pseudomyrmex gracilis
Lineage: Eukaryota; Metazoa; Arthropoda; Insecta; Hymenoptera; Formicidae
Gene: Cad99C
Product: cadherin-99C
Exons: 17
Coding region: 2650-6837 (1395 amino acids)
Biological process (GO): homophilic cell-cell adhesion
Cellular component (GO): plasma membrane
Molecular function (GO): calcium ion binding
Source: RefSeq, a predicted model, not a curated record